This is a messenger RNA of Beta vulgaris subsp. vulgaris (sugar beet), 3019 nucleotides long. Its product is annotated as RNA-dependent RNA polymerase 1-like. Gene Ontology annotation, cellular component: nuclear RNA-directed RNA polymerase complex. Gene Ontology annotation, molecular function: RNA-directed RNA polymerase activity. Gene Ontology annotation, biological process: siRNA processing. The record is from RefSeq and is a predicted model, not a curated record. NCBI's taxonomy places the organism in Eukaryota, Viridiplantae, Streptophyta, Magnoliopsida, Caryophyllales, Amaranthaceae.
GUAUAACUGCGAACUUCCAGACUUCAGAGCUACCUUUCCAUAUUUUAAGGAGGAUGAUGGCCAAUUUACUCUAGUAAGUGGCAAUACCUUUUCCUGUAACAUGGAACUUGUUCCAAUAGUGGCUCCUCCUAGAGGAGUUGAGUUACCAUUCUAUAUCUUGUUUAAGGUAAACUACUUGGUUCAGUUUGGAUGUCUUCCUGGUCCAAACCUUGACCACAGUUUCUAUCAGAUGAUUGAUCCAAGAAAAAUUGAUAAGGCGUGUGUAGAAUAUGCACUUGAGAAAUUGUAUUAUCUGAAGGAGUGCUGCUAUGAUCCAUUUGGAUGGCUGAAACAACAGUACACAAAAUACCUCACAUCUAAGAGAAUUCCUGAGAAGCCAACCAUUUCAUUGGAUGUGGGAUUGGUUUAUGUGCGCAGAGUUCAAGUAACUCCAUGUAGAGUAUACUUUUGUGGCCCAGAAGUGAAUGUGUCCAAUCGAGUACUGAGAAAUUAUCCUUAUGACGUUGAUAACUUUCUUCGCAUAUCCUUCGUCGACGAGGAUCUGGAGAAAUUAUACUCUACAGAUUUAUCUCCACGUUUCUCCUCUGAACCUGGUGCCGGCAUGCGGACUAACAUUGAUAGAAGGAUCCGUUCCACUCUCAAGAAUGGGAUACAUAUUGGUGAUAAGAAAUUUGAAUUUUUGGCCUUUUCAUCAAGCCAGUUGAGGGAAAAUUCUGCCUGGAUGUUUGCUUCAAGGCCUGGACUGUCAGCCGCUGACAUCAGAAAUUGGAUGGGUGACUUUAGAGAAAUAAGAAAUGUAGCUAAAUAUGCUGCCAGACUUGGUCAAUCUUUCAGCUCAUCCACUGAAACUCUAACUGUGGCUAGGGAGGAAAUUGAGAUGAUACCUGAUGUGAAAGUAACUGUUGGGAGAAAUACACACAUUUUCUCAGAUGGAAUUGGAAAGAUAUCAGCUGAUUUUGCUUGUAAAGUGGCAAAGAAAUGUGGUUACAACUCCACGCCAUCUGCCUUCCAGAUUAGAUAUGGUGGGUUCAAGGGUGUUGUUGCUGUUGAUCCCAUGUCAUGUAAGAAGUUGUCGUUGCGAAACAGCAUGUGCAAGUAUCAAUCAGAUAAUGCUAAACUUGAUGUGCUUGCCUACAGUAAAUAUCAACCUUGUUAUCUGAAUCGUCAAUUGAUUACUCUCCUGUCCACUCUUGGUGUGCAAGACCGUGUAUUCGAGAAGAAGCAAAAAGAAGCUUUGAAUCAAUUGGAUGCUAUCCUAAGAGAUCCAUUAAAGGCACAAGAAGCAUUGGAGCUUAUGUGUCCAGGGGAGGUUACAAGUAUUCUUAAAGAAAUGCUCAAAUGUGGCUACAAGCCUGAUGCUGAACCAUUUCUUUCAAUGAUGUUGCAAACUUUUCGGGCAGCAAAAUUGCAGGAAUUGCUCACUAAGUCAAGGAUAUUUGUCCCACGUGGUAGAGCAAUGAUGGGAUGUCUAGAUGAAACUAAGACUUUGGAGUAUGGUCAGGUUUUUGUGCAAGUUUCUGGUGCAAGAUUUAGGAAUGUUGGCAAUGAACUCCUCACAUGCACUGGUUACGACUUUGAACCAAAUAACUAUGCUGUGAAAGGGAAAGUAGUUGUUGCUAAGAACCCCUGUUUGCAUCCCGGUGACGUCCGCGUCUUGAUGGCAGUAGAUGUGCCUGCUUUGCAUCACAUGGUUGACUGUGUUGUGUUUCCCCAGAAGGGAAAGAGGCCUCAUCCAAAUGAAUGUUCUGGAAGUGAUUUAGACGGUGAUAUAUACUUUGUCUGCUGGGACCAUGAAUUAGUACCACCUCGCCAAGAGGAACCAAUGGAUUACGUCGCACCUGAGAGUACGGUAUUGGAUCAUGAGGUUACCAUGGAGGAAAUUUUGGAUUAUUUUGCCAACUAUAUAAUCAAUGACAGCUUAGGUAUCAUUGCCAAUGCACACACGGCCUUUGCAGAUAGGGAGCCUUUGAAAGCAAUGAGUGACCCAUGCAUACAGCUCGCUCAGCUUUUCUCGAUUGCUGUUGACUUCCCGAAAACUGGCGUCCCAGCAGUUACACCACCUGCCCUCUAUGUAAAAGAAUACCCUGACUUCAUGGAUAAGCACAAACCAACCUAUGAAUCACAAAAUGUCAUAGGGAAGCUGUUCAGGGAAGUGAAGGAAAGAUCCCCAAGUUCAACCUCCAUUCGAUCAUUUACCCGAGAAAUUGCUAGGUGUUCUUAUGAUCCGGACAUGGAAUAUGAUGGCUUUGAAGAUCAUCUGGAUGAUGCUGAAUAUUACAAAAGCCAAUAUGAUUAUAAGCUCGGUAAUCUCAUGGAUUACUAUGGUAUCACCUCUGAAGCAGAAAUUUUGAGUGGUAAUAUAAUGAGAAUGUCAAAGUCCUUCGAUAAAAGAAAGGAUGCAGAAGCUAUUACUAUGGCUGUCAAGUCCUUAAGGAAGGAAGCUAGGACAUGGUUUAAUAAGAAAGGAAAUGAUCCCGACUCAGGAGAUGAUGACGUGUAUGCAAAAGCAUCUGCUUGGUAUUAUGUUACUUAUCACCCGGACUAUUUUGGGAUGUAUAAUGAGGGGAUGAAUCGGGAUCAUCUCCUUAGUUUUCCUUGGUGUGUAUAUGACAGAUUGAUCACCAUCAAGAAGAACAAUAGAAGGUCUGCAGAUGUUUCAGUGCUGGGAUAUCAACUGAGACAUGGACUCCGUUUCGCAGUAUAAAGAUUGUUUUGGCAAAGUGUUUACUGCUGAACCUUAUUCAUCAUCCUUGUAUAAAUUGAUGACUCGUUAUGUUUUAUUACGUAUUGUUAAAUAUCUGGCUUCCUUGCUAGUUCAUAAGAUUAUGUAAAAAUAGAACUGCAUUGGAUGUUUUAUCAGUGAAUUAUGGUCCGAGUUUGUAAAAAUUUCAAGGACUCUUUGUUAGAUGUCAAGCUCAUUGCCCUUUUUUUGGUAUGAAAUUUGGGUGAAAUGAAACAAUCAUCUCAAGUUAAGUUUCCACCGUCUAAUAUUGGAUUUUUUUCUCUUUUAAUUGUGACA